CGUUUGUUGUUGCAAUUAUCGACCGAGUGAAGCUGUGGAUCAGCUGGAGCCGAAAAAGAGGCUGGGAUGACCUGACGAUCAGCAGCGAACUGUCAAACAUUAGUCUUGCGUAGUCGAUUUCGAGUUUAUUUGCAGCCAUCCAUGAUCUAGGAGAUGCUCCGUUUCGUAUCUUAAUUGAAUCUAUCGAUUCACUAUGUCGCCUGAGCCCACACAAGAACCCAUUCAAGAGAGUCUGACGACCUCUAAUGUACCCCUGGACGCGAGAGAGGCGAAUGACUUAGAUAGUGAGGAUGAGGAUAUAGGGAUAACGGAAUAUAUUCCAUUGUCCCAAGUAUCCACUGAUGCUGAUCCUAUAUUGGAUGAAGAUGAGAACGAUGAAUGGCUGUCUGGAGUAGAUGAGCUGAAUCAAGCACCACCUACCCCAUUAAUCGAGGCACAUCAGAGCUGUGCCUCGGAGGUGUUGGAAGUCUGGUCAUGUCCAUACAAUCGCUCCGACAUCGACUUGGACGCGGCCAAGAUUAAGCAGGUGAAAUCCGUGAUGGCGUCCAUCACGCUUCCUGAGACUUCCAUCCCGCAGUGGGCGAGUACAAUUUCCGAAGAUCAGUGGAAGGAGCAGCUACUCGUUCGUAUUAAAGAGAUGCAGAACAAAGAUCCGUAGAGCUUAAAUCGCGACGUAGUCGCUGAUCGCAGCCGAAAUCUUUCUUAGCAACCGCGCGCAGCGCGUACACUCUGCGUUAUUGAAAAUAAUUUAUUACGACGGCAAAAAAAAAAGAGAGAAAGAAAAAACACGUUCGGACACAUUGCGGUUGAAAAUCGGAUAUCGCCGAGCAUACAUAUACGUACAUAUAUUUUAUCUAACACGUUUAAGUGAAACGAUCGGGCUUGAUUUUUCUAUUAACUAGGCUAAGAGGCUUUCGAAGCGAAUUUUAGCAUUAUCUCGUUAGAGGAAUGCAUGGUACGUGCAGUUGUGACGUUAGAACGUAGGAGGAGAGAAAUCAAAAGGGUGAACUGAUCGAGCGUGUCAUUAUUGUGAAGCGUAUUAUUAUUGUCUUUGUUCCUUUUUAUACGAUAUGUUGUUUGAAGGCGGAUUAUAAGAGGUAUAUGAUAUAUCAGUUUAAUUAAUAAACGUCGCUCGAUGUUA
Odontomachus brunneus is the source of this 1141-nucleotide messenger RNA. RefSeq names its product male-enhanced antigen 1. Lineage: Eukaryota; Metazoa; Arthropoda; Insecta; Hymenoptera; Formicidae. The record is from RefSeq and is a predicted model, not a curated record. Gene Ontology annotation, biological process: spermatogenesis. The transcript is spliced from 4 exons. Bases 194 to 658 code for a protein of 154 amino acids.